CCGGAUUUUGUUUUUUCACUGUUUCGUCAUUCUGCCAAGUCAUGGGCUUCCUGCACUACCUGAAGCCGUUCAUCUCGCUCAUUCCCGAGAUCGAGGCGCCCGUCAAGAAGGUCCCGUUCAAGGAACGCGCCAUCUACACGGUCAUCACCCUCGUCAUCUUCCUCGUCUGCUGCCAAGUCCCGCUGUACGGCAUCAUGUCGUCUGACUCUGCUGAUCCCUUCUUCUGGAUGCGCGCCAUUCUCGCGUCCAACCGCGGCACCCUGAUGGAACUCGGCAUCUCGCCCAUCGUCACCUCUGGCAUGAUCAUGCAGCUCCUCGCUGGCGCCAAGCUCCUCGAGGUCGACCAGUCCAACGCCGACGAGCGCGCGCUCUUCUCUGGCGCCCAGCGUCUUUUCGGUCUCAUCAUCACCGUCGGCCAGGCCAUCAUCUACGUUGCCACCGGCCUCUACGGCCCCGUCGGCGAGCUCGGCUUCUUUGUCUGCUUCAUGCUCGUCCUCCAGCUCCUCAUUGCCGGCCUGAUUGUCAUGCUCCUCGACGAGCUCCUCCAGAAGGGCUACGGUCUUGGCUCUGGCAUCUCCCUCUUCAUUGCCACCAACGUGUGCGAGUCCAUCAUCUGGCGCUCGUUCAGCCCCACCACCGUCAACACUGGCCGUGGCACCGAGUUUGAGGGCGCUGUCAUUGGCUUCUUCCACCUCCUCGCCACCCGCAGCGACAAGUUCAAGGCGCUCCGCGAGGCCUUCUUCCGCCAAAACCUGCCCAACCUCACCAACCUUUUUGCCACCGUCGCCGUCUUCCUCAUCGUCAUCUACUUCCAGGGCUUCCGCGUGGACGUGCCCGUCGUUUCCCGCAACGCCCCCGGUGUUGUUCAGACGUACUCGAUCAAGCUCUUCUACACUUCCAACAUGCCCAUCAUCCUCCAGUCUGCCCUCGUCCAAAACCUCUUCAUCAUUUCGCAGCUCCUCUGGUUCAAGCUGUCCCACACUGGCCUCGGCUGGAUUAUUGGUCUGCUCGGCUCGUGGGAGAAUGUUGCCUACCAGGGCUCCAACCGCUCGUACCCCGUCGGUGGCCUCUGCUACUACCUCAGCCCCCCGAACGGCCUCACUGGUGUUGUUGCCGACCCCCUCCACGGCAUGAUUUACAUUGCCUUCAUCCUCGGCACCUGCGCCCUCUUCUCGCUUCUCUGGAUUGACCUCUCUGGCGCCAGCAGCCAGGACGUUGCCCGCCAGCUCCGCGAGCAGCAAAUGUUCGUCAAGGGCCACAAGGACACCCAGGAGAGCACUGCUCGCCAGCUCAACCGCUACAUUCCCACCGCCGCUGCAUUCGGUGGCCUGUGCAUUGGCGCGCUCUCCAUCACUGCUGAUUUCUUUGGCGCUAUCGGCUCGGGCACUGGUAUUCUCAUGGCCGUCACCACCAUCUACCAGUACUAUGAGAUCAUGGCCAAGGAGCAGAUCUCCAUGGGCAACCUUUUCUAAACACGUAGGCGCGCUCUUUCCGUUCAGAAAGCUCGCUUUCCUCCCUUCCCGGUUGUGUGUGUGUGUGUCGUUUUGAUUAGUAGGCUCUCCUUGUCCCUUCAUCAUCUUUUGUUGUGAUGCGGUGAGCCUUUUAUUCUUUGCCCCGCUUUCACUUUUUUGUAAUAUCCGCAACUGAAUCCAACAAAUAACAAGCAUUUAUUUUG
Molecule: messenger RNA, 1675 nt
Organism: Capsaspora owczarzaki ATCC 30864
Lineage: Eukaryota; Filasterea; Ministeriida; Capsasporidae
Product: Sec61a1 protein
Exons: 3
Coding region: 42-1472 (476 amino acids)
Biological process (GO): SRP-dependent cotranslational protein targeting to membrane, translocation; post-translational protein targeting to membrane, translocation
Cellular component (GO): Sec61 translocon complex; membrane
Molecular function (GO): transmembrane protein transporter activity; signal sequence receptor activity; ribosome binding
Source: RefSeq, a predicted model, not a curated record